Molecule: messenger RNA, 1086 nt
Organism: Mucor mucedo
Lineage: Eukaryota; Fungi; Mucoromycota; Mucoromycetes; Mucorales; Mucoraceae
Product: EXS family-domain-containing protein
Exons: 3
Coding region: 1-1086 (361 amino acids)
Biological process (GO): cellular response to phosphate starvation; phosphate ion transport
Cellular component (GO): plasma membrane; cytoplasm; Golgi apparatus
Molecular function (GO): inositol hexakisphosphate binding
Source: RefSeq, a predicted model, not a curated record
AUGACCUGUCCAUUCCCUAUCCUUUACUACUCAUCUCGACGCUGGUUAAGUCUCUCCCUGGGCCGUAUCGUCCUCAGUUAUUUAUUCCCCAUCGAGUUUCGUGAUUUCUUUAUUGCCGAUGAACUCAAUAGCUUGGCCUAUUCGUUCUGGACAUUCACCUACUUUAUUUGUGCCUAUCAAUGGCAUUGGACUGAUCUAGAUAGUCAUUGUCCCGUCAAGAUCUUUUGGUUCACCCCGUUUUUAGCCUGUCUCCCCCCUUGGUGGCGUUUCUUGCAGUGUAUUCGACGUUACAAGGAUUCUAAGGAGAAGGUGCAUCUUGUGAAUGCUGUCAAAUAUACUACCAGUAUGGCGUCUACUCUAGCCACGGGUUAUCGAAGAAUGUAUCCCAAUCGAACCACGGAAAUUAUUUGGGUAUUAUGUUGCGUGAUUAAUUCAACCUAUACUUCAUUGUGGGAUAUCAAGAUGGAUUGGGGUUUAUUACAGCCCAAUAGUAAAGAAUUCAUGUUGCGUGAUGAUCUGGUGUUCUAUCGAUGGACGUAUUAUGUGGCAGCACCCAUUAAUAUCACCUUGCGUUAUGCCUGGGCUUUGAACUCAGCAGGAUUAGGUGUCAAAGGAGAAGUGCUGGGUUUCUUGACUGCGCUUUUAGAAGCCUAUCGACGUAUUCAAUGGAAUUUCUUUCGUUUAGAGAACGAACAUAUCAAUAAUUGUGGUAAUUACCGUGCCAUCAAGGAAAUUCCUUUACCCUUUGCGUUUCGAGAUACAUGCAAGACACCCAACGGAGAUGAAGAAGGGGGUAUUCAACUCUUGGCCGAACCCAACGAAAUUGCCAUCCCACCAACGGCCGUUUCUCCUACCUCACCUACCUUCGAUCCCAUCUCGCCUUCGACCACGGGUUCCUUUUACGGUCGUCGUGAUUUCGAAAAUCGUCAUGACUUGGAUGAUAAUUCUGCUGCCGUUGAUAGUCUUCGAAAAAUCAAUCGACAACCUUCCUUGGUUGGUACCGUCUUGGAUCGUAUUAAAUCUCGCAUACCUGAAAAUUCCAUUGAUUCCGAUACAGACAAUGAAGAUGAGGAAGAUAGUGAUUAA